UACUCGAGUGUAAUGUUCAGUUAUUUAACAACCAUAUUUUUUAAGAACAUUGAUAUUAUAAUAUUGUACAUUUGGUUCAUGGGCAGCCUGUACUCUCCUGUGCUAACGACGUGUUUCUGGACUUAAUGAGCACCGGCGUUUUCUGCGUCAUGCUGUUUCUCGAUGUUUGCUAACCUGCUAUUACCUGACUCAACCUCAACACACAGGCUGACCUGCAAGCUAACAGUUAACCGGCUGGCCUACGUUUUAAUUCAAGAGGUGGAAAAGACAGAUGAUGGCAGACCUGGGCAUGAAAGCAGGAGACAGGGUGAUGCUGGUGUGGGCUCAGCCUUCAGAUCCAGCAGCCCUGAAACAGCAGGCGGAGGAGCUGGGGGCCAUUGUAGGUGUAGACAAAGUGUCAGUGGAGAACAUGGAGAGAUUACUGAUGUCCUCCCACUCGGCGUCCUCCUUUGACUGGGUGCUCUCCGGCCUCCUGUCUGACAGCUCCUCCAUCCACAGCUCAGAGACUCUGGCAGAAAUGGCCAAAGUGCUGAAACCUGGAGGGAAACUUGUCCUGGGGGAAGCAGUUACAGGGGCCGAGGCUCAGAGUCUGAGGACAGCUGAAAAACUCAUGUCUGCUCUCAAGCUGUCGGGCUUCAUGUCGGUGACACAGGUGAGUGAAGCAGCUCUGAGUCCGGAGGCCCUGAGCUCCCUCAGGACGGCCACUGGUUACCAAGGAAACACUCUGUCUAAAGUAAGAGUGUCUGCCCUUAAACCCAACUUUGAGGUUGGAUCAUCCAGCCAGCUCAAACUGUCCUUUGGGAAAAAGCCAGCAGAGAAACCCGCUCUGGAUCCCAACACCGUCAAAAUGUGGACCCUGUCCGCCAACGACAUGGACGACGACGAUGUGGAUCUGGUGGACUCGGAUGCUCUGCUGGAUGAAGAUGACAUGAAGAAGCCAGACCCAGCUUCUCUUAAAGCCUCCAGCUGUGGGGGAGUGGCCAAGAAGAAAGCCUGCAAGAACUGCUCAUGUGGUCUUGCGGAGGAGUUGGAGCAGGAGAGUAAAGGAAAACAGACAUCCAACCUCCCAAAAUCUGCCUGUGGAAGUUGUUACCUGGGUGAUGCGUUCAGGUGUGCCAGCUGUCCGUACCUGGGGAUGCCAGCGUUCAAACCAGGAGAAAAGAUCAUGCUGGACAACAAGACGCUGACCGAUGCUUAAACCACCAUUUCACACGUCCUGCUGCUCAUGCCUCAAAAUAUUACAUUCCUUACUUUCUUCUUCCACCCAGAGACACGACUCCCUCCCCACAGAGUUCAGAGCUGUUCCUGUCCUUGCAGAUGUGAAGAGUGAUUUAGCUCGUCUGUCUGCUUAGUGAGAUGGCUUCAGUUUGGUGCAUUCAGUGUCAACCACAAAGCAUCCUCUCUUUUCUACAGUGAUUUACCAUCAGACUGUGAUGCCCUCAAGUAUAAACAAUUUCAAGCCAUGAUUUUCUUAAUUUGACAGUUUUGCCAUGAAGGAUGAGCUUUAAAAGAAAUUUAAAAAAUGCACUAUCAAGUACUGUUGUUAAAUAUGCAAAUGAUGGUGAGUAAGGGGGGCUUCUAGUAUGUAAAAGCACUGAAUACAUUUAUUUUCCCAUGACCAAUGGCAUAUUUACAGUAAAGGUGAAAGCUGCUUCAUGUACACCAGUUUAUAAUUAAUAAUUCAAAAGUAAGUAUUGAAUUUCAGAUUAUUUAUGUAUGUAAGGGGAAACAGUUUGGCAUUACAUAUUGCCUUUUUGUGUGUCAUUUAAAUACAAUAAACUAAAUAAACCUC
This is a messenger RNA of Eleginops maclovinus (Patagonian blennie), 1792 nucleotides long. It is a transcript of the gene ciapin1, whose product is annotated as cytokine induced apoptosis inhibitor 1. The record is from RefSeq and is a predicted model, not a curated record. The transcript is spliced from 9 exons. The coding region runs from base 272 to 1198 and encodes 308 amino acids. Gene Ontology annotation, molecular function: iron-sulfur cluster binding. Gene Ontology annotation, biological process: iron-sulfur cluster assembly. Gene Ontology annotation, cellular component: cytoplasm. NCBI's taxonomy places the organism in Eukaryota, Metazoa, Chordata, Actinopteri, Perciformes, Eleginopidae.